This is a messenger RNA of Theileria parva strain Muguga, 8049 nucleotides long. Its product is annotated as putative integral membrane protein. Lineage: Eukaryota; Apicomplexa; Aconoidasida; Piroplasmida; Theileriidae. The coding region runs from base 82 to 8049 and encodes 2655 amino acids. The record is from RefSeq and is a predicted model, not a curated record. Gene Ontology annotation, biological process: protein retention in Golgi apparatus; protein targeting to vacuole. Gene Ontology annotation, cellular component: extrinsic component of membrane. The transcript is spliced from 5 exons.
AGAGAAAAUGUGAAGAACUUUAUACAAUUUAGAUUUAAAACGAGCGUGACUUUUGACCUGUGUAAGGAUGGGAAUAGAGAAAUGGCAGUUGAGACGUUCACUGUUAGCCUGGCAGGCUAUAAACCCUCGCUUGCAUGUAAGUUAUUCUCAAGACUUGAAUCCUCCUGGAUUAACGUUAACAUUACACUGAGCGCGGCAGAGUGUUAUUUUGGGCUCCUUUCAUACUUCACAGUCAUGCUUAAGCUGAAGCAGAUGUUACUGCAGUACUCAAUUGAUGAGUCAAAGUUGUUGGACUCAGUUACCAAGUACACAAUCCAUGACUACGUGCCGAAAAUAUCUAGUAAAUUUGACCCUUCAACCAUAAAUAUGAUUGAGAACACAAUAAGACAGUCGAAGGAAUUUUCAGAAUAUACGCUGAGGUUGUCGAGAGAGUACAGCAGCUCAAAAUUUAGGGAUUAUUCUGACACAUUGUCAAGAUUUUCGAAAGAUUUGUCAGAGGCCAAUUUGAGUAAGCUGUCGAGAGACUUGAGGCUAAGUAAAAUGUUCAUUGAUAGUAAGCUGAGUAAUCUUAGCAUGUCAUUUGAACCCGAGAAUCUGGCUGACUUGUACUGUUUACCCAUUAGCACAAUGUCCAACUUUGAGAAUCUGACCAGGUACUUGAUUUACAGGUACUUCAACGGACUUCUUCAGCCCUCAGGAGUUAUCGAUGUAAAUUCGGUGAUUUCUGACCUUUUGAAGACCAUCGCUGGCAUUAACUUCUUUGGGAUUAAGAAGGUUGAGCCCCUAUAUUACGCCCAUUUCAAGCUUGACCAGGAUUUUGGACCUCAAAAUAAAGCAACGAACCAGGGAGACCAGAUGGACGAGUUUGACAAGAUCACAGCCAACAAGGAUAUAUACAACGUACAAAUUGAGCACAAUGUGGUUCACGUUGGAAGAUUGGGCCAUACAAAUGUGUUUGGAACCACUACAACAGAAAAUGUAUCAAGUUUCCACAACGACUUGGGAAUACCUAUUUUACUCGCAAUAAAAUCCAGUACAAGUCAGAUAAAUACGGCUGACAGAGCUGUGGAGAUGAAGAGGAACGUGUCGAGUAGUGUGAUAGAUAAGGAAGCGGAGAAUUUGGCAGGAGAAGAUACGUACAGCUGGGUGGUGUUAAGUCCCGGUAAGUCGAUGAGUUUACCAACAUCACAUUACGGGAUCCUUGAACCCUUUUUAAUAAGAGUCCAGAUCGACAACAAAUAUUACGAAAUCUCAUCAACUCAGCUAGAUUUCAGCGAUAAUAACGCCCAAAUCAUGUUCAAACUUAGCUUAAACCCCGAAGACCCUGAAGAUAUUGAUGUAAUUAAUGAAUCUAAGGCAUCUAACAAAGAUGGAGUAGAUACGAAAAUGGACCUGACUGAACCCAGUCAAAAGGAUGUAACUCGUGGAAAAAGUUAUAAGAAAGUUGGGUUUGGUAAACUCGCAAAGGAGUAUUUUAAGAGGUUGGUGGGAAUAAAGGAUACAGAGUUCACAUUCCAUUACGCAUAUUUGAUGGUGAGAGUGACCCAGAAGAUGUCGCUUGAGAGUUCAAUCACAAUCGGCUCCUCACUGAACAUUUUCUUGUCUUCUGGAAUUUCAGUAGUUAACAAGUCUAUGCAGAAUUUGGUCAUAUUCCCAACAGUAAAACCACCCAAGAAUAAAAUGACAUUCAAGGAGGAAAUUCUGAAAAUUGAAAUAGAAACACCUCAGAUUCCAGAAACCCCAAUUGAUAAAUCAUACUUUAGGGAUGAAAAGUUCUCUGAAAUUGAUAAGAUUUUUAAGCCCAUUUCAGCACUAACGGAACACAAACUAGUUAAAAUUGUAUACCCAUCUCCAGUGUGUGUUAAUACGUCGAAUUCCCGUGAUACAGCUUUUGUCCCAGACCAUGAGUCCAAUAAUCGGGUAACCGAUCAAUACAUACUAUUGAGGGGGAACAUGGGUGAGGCGAGCAGAGUGUUUAUACCGUUGACUUGGAUACUACACGGCAAUAACACAAUAUGUGUUUCACUGUUGACUGACUUUGACACUGCAUACGGGAACUUCGAAGUGGAUUCAUUUAGUCCAUCUGAGAGCUCAUUUGCUCAAAGUUCUUCAGUGGAAUCUGGGAUAUACUGUGAUGUACUACUGAGUAAGGAGGCUAGUUUGCACAUUAUAUCAUCGUUUGAGGGUCAUAAGAUAAAGGUUCCAGUACCUGGAUUUCAACCAACACUACAUUUGGGGCAGUCGUUAAUUAUAUCCGGCGAUUCUGGUUCUGGCAGUAAUGAUAUGAUGCCAGAUGGGUUUCCAGCCCACAACAUUAGUAACCCGUUUAUGGGUUUGGCACACCUUUCGAGUGGGUCUGGAGAUCAGAAUGCAUUAAACUCAGGCUCAAAUGCAUUGACGGAUGGUAGAGGACUGAAGGAAUCUGAGGAGUUUCCAUUGGUCUUGUCGUCAACACUAACUGAAUUCACAAGUGUGCACAAGACUCAGAUACCACUGAACCCAAUGAAGCAUCUGAUUAAACGCUACGAAGUGAUUAUAGAGUCCUGCCAGAUUAUAGAGAACAUGCUCCCAUACGACAUUGAUAUUUUGGUUCCAGAGCUUUACUCUGCACUUUCUGAUUCCUCUUUGUACCCUCACAAUGAUAAACUUCCGACCCAUAAAUCACUAAGCUUUGAUCAUCUGGACGAUGAGGAUAUUCAGGAGGAUGAGAGGCAGGACUCGGUUCUAAUUCCUAGGUCAAUCAGUGCUUCAACAGUACACCUAAUCGGUUAUGGCUCAAAUUCCCAGCUUUUGCCUUCAUCCAUGAAUAGAAGUCUUAUGAGUGAACCCUUUAGACCGGAUAAAGCAUCUCCAUUGGAUCAUGGAUUAGAGUACAACAGGCUUGACUUUAUAUCUGACAAGAGACACUUGCCGAUAAAGUCAGGAACGAGUGUUCAUUUGGAGACAUACAUGAAAAGGGCGCGAAUUUUCUUUAAGAACUACUGUAGCCACGAGAUGCAGUUCAAGAAUGAGAACCUUACGACAUCCUUGACGUUUGAAAGUAUGAGUAGUCAGGUUCUGGAAAACUUUAACCAGUUUUUAGGCCUAGAUACGGGAGGUAAGCCCAUUGGGUUGCCUAAGAGUUUGACCAUAUCUGUUGAAAUUUCCAGAAAGACAACCCAGCCAUCCAAAGACAAGAGUGGAGUGAUAAGGCGUUAUUUGGCUUCCUCACAGAUUGUGUGUAACAUUUUUGUGGAUAAGUGGGUGGUUAACUGGCUUGAGUACCCGAUUUUGUUCUCUCGCGCUGAUGGAAGAUACUUCCAGUGUUUUGGAGGCAAAUCCUGCUCUUUGGUGUCCCAAGAUCUAUCGAAUACAGGUUUACACCUUGUGAUUAGGAAGAGUUACUUGAAAAUGAUCCAUGGAUAUUCCAUGUAUCCCACAAACCCUCGCACGAGACCAAUUUUCAGGAUAACAUCACCAGAUCAUCUUAUCAGUGACAAGUUUAUGGUCCCUGAUCUGACGUUCAGCCCUUGCUCGAUCAAGGAUAACAGAGAUUAUCCAAAUCUGCAUUACUUGGUGGCAACCUCAAUAUCACCCUCGCCCUUCUUCAGGACUGUGGUGAUUGAGGUUCUUCCUCAGGUAACAGUCACGAACCACUUUGACCUUGAUAUCUGGAUUCGAGAGUUCAUAACGACUAAAAACGUUGUCAAAAACGUGAUCAAGAGGACGGGAGUCAUUCAUAAGGUCUACACCAACGUCAAGCUUCUUUCGCACAAGUUACACACAAACAAGGUUAACCUUGACGCCAGGAGUUCGAAAGGUAGUCGUAAGAGCCGAAAGAGUAACCGUAGUAGGAGGUCACGUAGGACUAAAGAUACCGCUGGAUUAGGGUUUUCCGAUGAUAACACGGGGCAUUGGAUAAAGAUUGAUAGUGGUAUGACAGUGGAGUUUCACCCUCAGAGUAAGGGUGAAUUUCACGUUCAAGUCACUGGUAUCAACCCGUUCCAAUUUGGAGAUACAAGGAUUUCAAAGUUCUGGUCCUCGUCGCUCCUAAUUAAGCCUUCGUCUUCCACUCAGUUCCGUUAUCCACAGAUGAUCCAGAAGUCUGACCUCCAAGUUACGACCCCUACUGCCUCUAGCCCAACACAAAGAAUUGACAGUAACAUGGUAAAGUAUGGACUAUGUGAGCUUGAAACACUAGUGCAUAAAGGCUGUAAGAUGGUGAGGUUCUCAAGACCUACCAAGCCUGAGUGGGUGAUUAUAAACUCAACUGGACUUAAUCUUUACAUUCAGCAGCUUGGCAUACUAUCCCAUGGAGAAAUCCUGUGCCCGACACAUGAUCUUGGGGGUAGUUACAAGACUCAACGUGACGGCUUUAAAGAAGUACCGGAACCCGAAAUACAAACCGGAGCUGAAUACAGCUGGUACGACCCGCUCAAGGAACAGAAACUAAUCAUCAAACUUUACCAUAUACAAUACAAAAAUAAUGAUCUCAUUGGUCGAAUCAUCAAAAACAACAACCCCAAUACUGAUAACACUGUUAAUAGGGAUAAUAGUAGCCCUAAUGGCGAUGGUAUGGGAGUUGAGUUUGAGAAGGUGUCAGUUAGGGUGAGAGGAGUGUUAUUGAUAGAUUUGGGAAGAGUGGAAAGUAUAAACGUGAGUGGGAUAUUUAACAUAAGGUUGGGGAAGAUGCGGUUGGCGGCUAAGGUUAACGCCCAGACGAGUGUGAUUAUGGGUCAGCGGGCUUUAAUAAUCACUUGUGGGAAACUGAACAAGCUAAUUAAUAGGAACAAGAAGCUGUUUGAUAUCUAUAAACAGAUUAAGAUACCAAACGCAGAGAUUAAACUUAACCCGAAGCAGUACCUGCUAGAAAAGUUCAAGUACAACAUCAAGCACGCUGAAAAUCAGAGGGGAAUUAGAGUCUCAAAUCGUUUAACCACUAAUACAUACCCAUUAACCGGGAGAAUUAAUUCUAAGUCUAGUUCAAGGACAAUUUCCAAAGUUAACACUGACCGUUCCUCAUCUACCAAACUGUCAUCACAGGUUAAACCUGAUCCUAACAUUGUUGGAAGUCUCAAGCCAGAUUCUAAGACUAUUUCCAUUAUGUCAGAUUCAAAGAGUGUGAAAACAUUGUAUUUACAUCAUACAACGAUGGGAAAGAGUGAAUAUCAAACUCGGGAUGUGAAUCAACGUCGUACGUAUCCACUGACGAGUCCGAUUUACGACACAACUUACCGAGAGAAACAGGUUCUAAUUAACAUCAGCAACGAUUACACCUUGAACGUGUCCCUGAACGGGUUUGGACUAUGCAUAUGCUCGUAUUUGCCAGAGGAACUGCUAUAUUUCUCACUUGUCCUGGUCAAGUUUAGCACCUGCUUCCAGGACAAUGAGACCAGGAACCUGUUCUCAAUAGGGUGGCUUCAAUCCGAUGUACACGACAUCGAUUCAUUCUACCCAACCAUGCUCAAACCUGUUCUCAACUAUUCAACCUUCAAUAUCGGAAGUAUAAAUAGAAGGAAGGCAUCGUCAUACGUACACCAUGAUAUAAUAACUAACAAUAAUAAAGAGGUGGUAAGUAUUAUCAUGAACACAAAGAGUAACAAGUAUAUAAAGGAAAUAUCGUUGUUGAGCAUAGAUAUACAGCCGAUAAACAUAAAUCUUGAUACUCGGUUGAUAUUUUCAGCUCUGUUGCUGUUGGACGAGUAUUUGUCGAUUUUCUCGCAGUCUGAGAGGAACAUGGAGUCGUUUUCAGGCCCUCUGGUGGGAAUUUUUAACUACGAGAACAUGGAGUCAUUUGACGAUGAGGUGUACAUUCUGAACGACGUCGUGAAGUCUCAGUAUGGCUCAGACUCCUCUACAGGUUCCCGUUACAACAUUUCACGCUUCCUAAUUGGAAAGAUUGUAAUGGUUAUUAACCUAAGGAGGUCAGAUAAUAUCCUAACAGACGAACUACCACCUCUCAGCCCAAUGGUUCGGUACCUGGUUUACAUUCUCAGGAGGACGCCGCACAUCUCAGAUGCACACAUUGUGCUCAAUAAGGAGUCACUAAUGAGACUCUGCUGUACUCCGUACGUGCUCAUGUCGCACUUCACAUCAAGGUACAUGAGUCAGGCAAUUCAUCAAAUUUACAAAGUGCUCUGGGCAGUUGACCUGAUUGGGAACCCGAAGCUUAUUUUCAAUCAUUGGUUCUCAGCUCUUUACCAGUCGUUAAUUGACUUUAGAGAGGCUAUGAGGUUUAUUCACUUGCCGCCCGUGACGUUUUUGCUACUCCUCAAGGGAGUGAGCCAGUUUGGAGUCACGGUCAUCUCAGGCAUUGUGGACGCAUUUUACAGGCUCACAGGAAGCUGGUCCUUGAUACUCAAUACCGUGGCACUUAACUCAGAUCGCUACGCAGUUUUCAUUCUCAAUCAAGUGUUCCCCAAAAACCUCUCUCAUCCCAGUAACCUCCUAGAGGGUUUUGUCUUUGGAACCAGUACUAUGGGAAGGAAUUUAUACAUAUCACUAGGGAAUUUUAUAUUUAAGCCAGUGAACAGCUUUAAUAAGUUUGUUGAGUCGAUAAAGUUGAAGACCGGGAAGAGAGAAAUCUUAAUGUCAUUUUUGCAUAUUUGGACCUCAAUCUUUUCAGCCCUUUCAAGUUUGUUUUUCGGAACAUUUUCUGCGAUUCUUUCUGGUGUGUCGAUAUGGCUGCAAGGGGUUCUGAACCAGAUGCACUCAGUGCAUAUGCUUUCGGCCAUAAGGCCAAGACGUUCUUAUCACCACCUUAAGUGCAGUGGCCCUGUGCGGUAUAACUUUCUAGAGUCGUGGUCAGUUGAGGCUUCAAAGAGGUUCGGUCACUCGAGCCAGGUGCUCUUGGCACUCCCACUCGACGUCAAGCUCAAGCUUUUCGACCCAGUUUACCUGGCAACCUCUCACUGGUCAGUAUUGGCCACCCACAUCAGCUCCAUAAGUCCCCUGAUCCUCAGCCAGUCAUUUGGCAGCUUUAAGGACCUGAUCUGGGUUGACAGGCUAGACCUGGGGUAUGUAGAGAAACGUCACGUCAAGUGGAAGUAUAAAAUCAACUCAAUCAAAAGGAUACAACUAAUACAACUCUUUUGUUAUAGUAGUCAUGACGUGGAUGUCCCAACUUUCAGCCCUAAUCACGUUAACAAUAGGGGUGAAAAUGCCGAUAGAACUGAAAGUAGUAAUAGAAAAGUAGAGGGCCAAGUUAGUAUAAUAAUAUAUGAUACUGAUGAUGAAAGCAGCUUGGAUGAUUUCAGAAGUAACUACUUGAACCUAGCACCAGAUAGUAGAAUAAUACUACCCUUGAAGGUUGGAAAGAAGAUGAUUGGGAAGACGAUGUAUUUUAUGAGAAUUAUAUUUUCAGAGGCUGGACGAGUAGGCCAGUUCAAUUUUAACAAGAAACUGCCUGCAAAAGUUCAGGAUAUGCUUGAAAAUCCAAACUUUCUUCACGAUUACCAGGUUGACCAGUCCAACGUUCAUGAGCAGAUUCAGAUGAACUUGGGUGAAAUUAGGAGAAAACUGGAGAAAAAAUCAUCAGCUGGGAAUCAAAUGGAUUUGGUGAACGGGGGAGAAAAGUUAAAAGAAACAACAAUUGGACCAGAUUAUAUUAGAACUGGUUACCUGGAUAUGGAAAUGGAGAUGAGUAAGAGUUUGAAGAGAGUGGAGCCCUGUUUGGAAAUGUACAAAGUCGGAAAGGGCUUGGAAAUUCCAACAGUUGAUGAAUAUUUGAAACAAAAGAUCGAAUUCACAGAUGUUGAUCUAGGCGAAAGGGAUUUCAUGAAAGCCAAACUCCCAAAUGCUGAAGGCGAUGCGAAUAGUGUACCAUAUGUAAAGGAUAGUGUACCAUAUGUAAAGGAUAGUGUAGGCGAUAAAGAUAAGAAUAAUAUAAUGUACAAUAGCGUAGCUGGAAAAGCUGAAAAUGUGAUUAAUAAGAGUGUGAAGAAUAAGUAUGGAUUGAAGGAUAGUAAAGAGGAGGAUGAAAUUGUUGAAAUUGUAAGAAUGCCAAAUUUAGAAACAGGCAAAUUGUAUUUUACGCUUUUGACCUCAGUUAUAAGAGAGGUCGCGCUUUAA